UUUAUAUUUAUUUCUUUAGAAAAAAACAUUUAUAUAAAAUUCCUUUAUAUAGCCCCGUAUUUCAUUGUGUUUUCCAACUACUUGUGAGAAAACUAUGGAGCCUUCCCCUUUCCGGUUCCUUCUCUGCUCAGUACUGCUCCUCAUUCUCCUCCACAUCCCCACAUCCAAAUCCGAAGCCUCCUCCCUCUUCGUCAACUGCUCCACUGCCGCGAACUUCACGGCGAACAGCACCUUCCAGUCGAACCUAAACCACCUCCUGUCUACCCUCCCCGUAGCCGCCUCACCGUCCGGCUUCUACAACACCACGGUCGGUCAAAACGGCGUCGAUCAAGUCUACGGCCUCGCAUUAUGCCGCGGCGAUAUCUCCGCCUCCGACUGCAACGCCUGUUUGACUACAGCCGCGCAACAUGCCGUCGGAGAGUGCCCGCGCGGCACGUCGAACACCCUGUGGUACGACACCUGCAUGCUGCGCUACUCCAACAGCAGCUUCUUCGGCGUCGUCGACUGGGCUCAGAUCUUCGCAUGGAACCUGCACAACGUCACGGAUCCGAAUCUGUUCGACGACCAACUCUAUCAGCUCAUGCGUAACUUGUCCACGGAAGCGGCCUACAGGUCGGGGCGGCCGCCGAUGUUCGCCGUGGGCCAGGUCCAAGUCAUCAACUCUACAAACAUAUACGGGUUGGCGCAGUGCACGAGGGAUCUGUCGCAGAACGACUGCUACGGGUGCUUGAGCAAUUGCAUCAAGAGCAUCCCGAAUUGCUGUGCAACGAGGAUUGGCGGGAGGAUUUUCGGAGAGACUUGCAUGAUUCGGUUUGAGUCGGCUCCGUUUUACAAUUUGUCGCCCAUCGGGAACACGACAGCACCGUCGCCGGCACCGUCCGGUCAGAAUAAGGGUGAUGGCAGCAAGGGAAGUGGAGUAACAAGAACGAUAAUUAUUCUGUUUGGAUUGAUGAUACACACUACAAUACUGUUGACUUAAAGAUCAAGUACAGACAUUUCAAGAAGCUGCGGAGCAACAUAUUCAAAAACUAGAAAAGAAAGCCUUAUUUCUACUUAAGCUGCUUAUAUGUUUAAUUGUGGCUAAUAUUUUAUUUAGUUUGGCAAUGUAAUAAAAUAUGAUAUAAAGAAUUAAAGCUGCAAUAUUUUUGAUAAUGUAGUAGGAUUGCGAUAAUACAUUCUAGUGAUGAAGUAGUAAUUGUUGUAAUGUAAGUGAGACAAUAUUUGUGAUAAUGUUAGUGAUAUAUAAAAUAGUAGUUGUUGUAAUGUAA
Molecule: messenger RNA, 1268 nt
Organism: Ananas comosus (pineapple)
Lineage: Eukaryota; Viridiplantae; Streptophyta; Magnoliopsida; Poales; Bromeliaceae
Product: cysteine-rich repeat secretory protein 38-like
Exons: 2
Coding region: 95-979 (294 amino acids)
Source: RefSeq, a predicted model, not a curated record